AUGGUUAAAAAGAAGCAGAACCCGCUGAGAAUAAACUAUCAGGAGGGCAUAAUCGAGGAGAAACUUUGGCAAAUUAGAGACCGUGCUAACAUAAAUGAGCCGAAGUUGGUUAAUGUUUGGACGGUCGAUAUAAAGAUAGGGGAAAGCAGAAGCUUUGUCGAUUUCAUUAGACAGAGUGUUCAAAAGAUGGAACCUGUCACGUUCCAGCACAUUAAAAGAAUAAAAAAAUGUGAUGAGAACAACGAGUGCCUGACCGUGAUCGUCUGCUCGCAUUUUAUGAUUAAGGAAAAAGAUGAUUUUAUGCAUUUCAUGCAAGAGGCGCCUUUCAGCUUCCAGAAUGUUAAGGGCUCAUCUGUUGUACCUCAAAAUGGCCCGCCAACCAAGUCAUUGAGUAUGGAAUGGUCUAAUUUAUAUUGGCCGCUCGUAUGGAGAGGGAAUCCUAAUGAUCAAAUUCUUAACAGCUACGUUUUUGACAUGAACUUUAUUGAGGCCACACUUAAACAAAUAAGUGAAUUGUCUCUGGCAGAGCAGGCUAGUGGCAAACAAGCGGCUGUAGUAUCGGCCUUUGUUAAUCCUAAAAACAACGAGGUGAUUUUUGUCUCCGACCAUAGACAUGUCUGCUCCCCCCUCGACCACAGCAUUAUGCGCGGCAUACGGUCUGUCGCAGAGCUCGAGCACCAAAAAAAGCAAGAUCACACUAACAAAGGCGAAAGUGAAACAUACUUAUGUCUGGACUUUGACGUGUACACAACGCAUGAGCCGUGCUCAAUGUGCUCCAUGGCGCUGAUUCAUUCUCGUAUAAAAAGGUGCAUUUACUUGACACCAAUGAACAAAACAGGUUGUUUAGAGAGUGAGAGUGGAGACGGGUACUGCAUGCACAACAACCACUCUUUGAACUCCAAGUAUGAAGCCUUCCGAUGGAUAGGAGAUGAGUACCCAGCUGCUCAAAUCGAGAGCAAUGUGUGCUGCUAA
Lachancea thermotolerans CBS 6340 is the source of this 972-nucleotide messenger RNA. It is a transcript of the gene TAD3, whose product is annotated as Tad3p. The transcript has a single exon. Gene Ontology annotation, cellular component: cytoplasm; nucleus. The record is from RefSeq and is a predicted model, not a curated record. Bases 1 to 972 code for a protein of 323 amino acids. NCBI's taxonomy places the organism in Eukaryota, Fungi, Ascomycota, Saccharomycetes, Saccharomycetales, Saccharomycetaceae. Gene Ontology annotation, molecular function: tRNA-specific adenosine-34 deaminase activity.